Molecule: messenger RNA, 2334 nt
Organism: Procambarus clarkii (red swamp crayfish)
Lineage: Eukaryota; Metazoa; Arthropoda; Malacostraca; Decapoda; Cambaridae
Product: lysosome-associated membrane glycoprotein 1
Biological process (GO): establishment of protein localization to organelle
Cellular component (GO): lysosomal membrane; late endosome membrane; plasma membrane
Source: RefSeq, a predicted model, not a curated record
AGGAAGGGCAGGCGGGAGGUGCGGGCCGCACUGGACACUCACUCGCUCGGGGGAUUGUCUUGUGAGUGGUUAUAAACGCUGACGGGAUAUCUUAUACCACACCGCCAUGGCUCUACACUUCACCUCGGGGGUGCUGGUGGUCGUCCUGCUGGUCGUCUCAGGGUCGAUGGUUAUGGGUCAAAACUCCGAAGCAACUACAGACCCUUCAAAUAUGAACACUACCUCCUCCACCUCGGCAGCCACCAUCACCACCCCCACCACCGCCACCACGACUACGACCACGACCACAACCACAACUCCUGAAACUUCAGUUACAACAGAUACUACUGAAACCACUACAGAAGCCAUACCAACCACUGAACCCCCAUCCACGUCAUCUGAAGCUGCUCCUACCACAACUGAAGAGCCUCCUACAACUACGGAAAGUCCAACUACACCAGUCCCAGAUUCAAAGUAUACAGUGAAGGAUGGUAAUCUAACCUGUGUAAUGGUGGAAGGUGAAAUUUCUUUCACUAUAAACUAUCUUACUGCAAAGAAUGAAACUAAAGUGGCAAAAGUGAAGGUUCCUGAACAUGGUGGUAAAGCAAGUGGUACUUGCAACGGAGCUGAUGGCACCCAGUCAAUCACUAUCUCCUGGACUGAAGAAGAGACUUCUAGCACUACCUUUACCUUCAGCAAGUCAAAUGAUAAUUGGUCAAUUUCUUCUUUCACGGCUUCUCUUUACUUGAACAACAAGACCUUCUCUGACUCUGCAAUUGCUGGAAAGAUGAUGGAUUUGGUGAUCUACUCUAGUCUAAAUCCCUUCGAUGUAGCAGUUAACUUCAGCUUAAACUGUCACUCUACAAUCUCUACCUCAAAUGUAACUGGUACUGUGGAGAAAGAAGAAUACGACUUGCCAUUGUCCUCAUCAUUCAGUCAAAUCCAUAUUGAAGCUUUCAACGAAAUUCAAAAUGAGCCAGACUUCGUUGCUUCUGUUCACUGUGCUGCUGACAAAACUUCAGACAUUGUUCCGAUUGCUGUUGGAUGUGCUCUUGCUGGCCUUGUUGUCAUUGUAUUAAUUGCAUACUUGGUUGGUCGUCGUCGUCGCUCUGGGGCCUAUCAGUCAGUCUAGGCAAACGAAGGUGGUUCUGAAUCGAGUAGUGACUAAUUUGGCCAUAGAUGUUAAAUACAUUAUGGAUGACCUUCCUGUGAUAGUUAAUGUGACAUUGGGGAUAAUUGUCAGUGAAGUAGCUUGAUGGCUAUGAAAGAAUUCGGUAAAUACUGUAAUUGCCUUUUUUUUUUCUCUAGGCAUAUAAAAUGUCUAAUCUUUGGACAAAAGCACAGGUUGUGGUAGAGAAUACGGAACAUAUUAAAGCGACUUUAGAAGCAGAAUGAUUUGAUGUAAAUACUUAAAAGUUGUUUUAGGUAUAUCCCAAAUGGCCCCCCAACCCUCCCCUGAGUGAUAUUUUUAUAUAUAUAUUGGUGUCAUUCCGUUUAAGCCACGAUUGUUGAAAUAUACUUCUAAAUAGGCUUAGAUCUGAUUUCCAUAGUAAUAAUUUCAAAUUCAUAUAAUCAGCCAUUUUUAGCUUGUACAUUUUAUCUUUUUGAAAACAUUUGUGAAUGGUGAUGUUGAGUAAACAGGAACUUGUUUUAUAUAUGUACUGUACCAAAGUGAACAUUGAUAAAUUAAUGGUGGAAUGGAUAGUUCUUGUAAAUAUGCUUGUGCUAGUCUUUGACCAGAUCUUUAUUGCUGGUUUGAAUUAUUGGAACAUAAUGGCUGGUCUAGAAUUAUAUUUGCCAGUGCUGGGUAUUUGCAGGGCUUAAAUUUGACACUAUAGAGUACUGUUGAUUUGAUAAAAUGUAAAACAAUGUUAAAGGUCUAAACAUUCAUCCUUGCUUGCUUGACCAGACUUGAACAUGCAGAAAGUAAACAAAUGAGUUUUUAAUAACAUCCAAUAGUAGCAUGGUUGAUGUAUACUGGGCUGUAAAUUUCUGCAGUUAAAUGGUAGUCUAAACAUUCCGUGGAUAUAAAAUUAGUCGGGCCUAAAGGAACAGUUUGAUGGCACACCUGAUCUAGUCCACAAACUACACUUCAGUGGUGUUCUUUUAAUCCCAUUACAGUAGUUCUGAAAUGUAACUAACUUAUUGGCUAAAACUACCAUGGUUUAUUUAAAUUGAGGAACCUUAGGGCAGUGAAUUUGUGUACAAAUUAAUCUAGAAUUAGUUCUGAAGCUUGCAACACUUGUUAAUGUACUUGAAAGUAUACUGCUGCCCAGGGAAUUUGAUUGUUAUGGAUGCAAGUAUUUUACCAUGUGAAGUUUGUAAAUUUUUUUCCACUUAAAGACAGAUUAAGUU